AGAAAGAAACUUCCUCUCUCUCUCUCUCUCUCUCUCUCUCUCUCUAUUCCUCUCCUUUCCUUUUAUUUUACGCGUAAAACAAACCCUAGGUGGGACACUUUCAGUUCUCACAACACGACCCGCGAUCGUCACGAUUCAUACAAUUGUUAGGGCGAGUGUUUUUUUUUUUUUUGGAAUUACUGUCCAUGGCAACUUGACAAAAUAAAAUACUUCUUGGAACAGGUUUUUCAUCCAAAAACCCUUUCAAACCUUCAAUGAUAGGCAAAGAAAGCAAUCAUUUUGUAGUUUAGAUUGAUUGCCACGACACUGCUCGUGGUUUCAGAGGAAUUUUAUGCCUGUUGUGACUUUCUGGAAUUGGUGUCAUUCGGCACUCUGCAUCUGCACUUGUUUGCCAUUCCCAGAACGCAGAACUGUGUGAAGUACCCUUGAGAUGUUUUGUGGCAUUUUAAUGUAUAUGUUUCUUUCAAAAAUUUUAAUUGAAGAACUUUACGUGGUGGGCUUUGGAAAUCCCUAUAGGAGUUUCUCUACUAUGAACUCUAGAUUCUUUCUCUUUGGCAGAUGAUUUAUGUCAUUCACAACUCGUUCUUCUCAUCAUUCCAUUUAUACUGAUACUUGUUCUUAUGGGGUGCUUCAAAUGUGUUAGUUUCGUACAGGUUUGUUGAAGAUUUAGCAUCCUUUAUUCCUAGCUUGUUGCUUCCUAGUUGUCAGCAGCCAAUUCCUUUGGGUUUUAUUUUUGAAGUACAAAGAUGGGUGCCUUCUGCUGCUGUCUUAGCAGUGAUGAACAUGAAGAACAUGCUUACCCAGGGAGUUCAAUAUACAGGCACUGCAUUUGCCUAAGAUUCUUUUUCCACCAGUUACUCGGUGGGUAUGGUACAAUGUUUCACAGACUUGAAGGUCGCACUGUAUCGCCAACCCAAGGAGGUAAUUUUUUGGCAUCAACUGGAGUUGGCACAGGAUUACCUGAUAGUUCUGCAAAUGACACUCAACUCUCAUCAUCCAGGCCAGUCCCUUCCGAUAAUGAUCAGAGGUAUGAUCGUUUGCAGCGUUAUGGUUUAGUCUCUAGGAAGUCGAUGACUCACUUCCAAGAAGAAUCACAAUCACUGAGAAGAAAUGUGAGCAGUUCUGGCAUGGAAUCAUUGGGCUCUGUAAAAAAAAGAAAUGGGGUUGAUUCCGAAGAUGACAAUAAACUUGGCUAUUCAGAGUCCUCAGAGAAAUCUUUGGCAACAAAAGUUGCACAUGGACUAACUUAUGUGCAACCGUCUACUGCAGAUGAAGAUGUCUGCCCUACUUGUCUUGAUGAGUACACUCCAGAAAAUCCUAAAAUCAUGACACGAUGCUCUCACCAUUUUCACCUCGGUUGUAUUUAUGAAUGGUUGGAAAGAAGUGAAAGUUGUCCAAUAUGCGGCAAGGAGAUGGAGUUUUGUGAAAGCCCUUAAGUUGUUCAGCGUCUGAUUGUCAAGUAAUGGGGGAAGAGCUGGCCGGAGUGUAAAUAAAAGCUCCCUGAACUUUGUUUAAAGGAGUCUUGCAUAGAGUUUCUCUAAAGAGAAGAAAAUAAAGAAGGUUCUUGCAUAGAGGAAACCGAUUUUUCAUUUUCUCAAACCUUGUAAUUUCCUAAUGUACCUGAUGGUCAAAUACUCGAUGCUUUCUGUAUAGAUUUUUACUUAUCAGUGUAUAGCUUGUAUAAACUGAUUCAUGAACAUUAUGCCGGCUCGUAUAAGUUGCUCAAGUAUUGCUAAUGUUAAUCCGUGCUUCCACCAA
This is a messenger RNA of Populus trichocarpa (black cottonwood), 1758 nucleotides long. Its product is annotated as E3 ubiquitin-protein ligase At3g02290. Gene Ontology annotation, molecular function: ubiquitin-protein transferase activity. The record is from RefSeq and is a predicted model, not a curated record. Bases 747 to 1436 code for a protein of 229 amino acids. Lineage: Eukaryota; Viridiplantae; Streptophyta; Magnoliopsida; Malpighiales; Salicaceae. The transcript has 5 exons.